Adineta steineri is the source of this 2493-nucleotide messenger RNA. Lineage: Eukaryota; Metazoa; Rotifera; Eurotatoria; Adinetida; Adinetidae. The record is from the annotation of a GenBank genome assembly.
AUGCAGACAACAGCUUUUACAAAUCGUACUCGUAAACGAUAUCAUCGUUUUUUACGUUUAUUUCAACGAAAAAAACCAUCAAUAAUUACUUUAACUUAUUCAUAUGAGAAUUUGAUGCGUUUUCCACGACUACCUAUUACAGUCCCACCACUUGUUCCGACAUUAAUGUCAUAUCGAUGGAACGAUGAAGAUGAUUGUGAAUCAGUACCAAAAAAACUUCCACAAGAUAAUCAAUAUCAACAGCAAGCACGUCGACGUAUACCGAAACGUUAUAGUGAUGUUGUUGGUCCAACAACAACUAAAGCUUAUCUUCCACGAAGAGAUUCAGCUACUGGAGAUAAUCAACCGAAUAAUCCGUUAUCUCAACGUGCUCAUCGUCGUACAUCACUAAAACCAAAUAGUACUGAUGGUUUAUAUGUUAUUAAUUCACAUAAUAAAAAAUCUACGGAAAUACUUUCAUCAUUACCAAAACUCGAUAAACAUGAUCAAUCAUGUGUUACACGUCGAUACAGUAGUAAAAAUAAACGUUUAUCAACUUCAAAUGCUGUUGAUCUUCUUGCUCAUCGUAUGCAAGCAGCAAUGAGUACGGAAUUAAUGCAUUCACUUGAUAGAAAUUUUGUAUUUGGUGAUAAAAAACACGCAUCAAAUUGUGUACAUAUGAAUCGUUCAUAUUCAUUUAAUAUUACAACAUCACCAUCGAAUGAUUGGUGGGAAAAACCAUUACAGAAACCAAAUCAUUAUCAUAUAAUUCCUAGAGUAAAACAUUGUUUAGAUGAUGAACGUAAAUCAAUUGAAACUGUUCCUUCCAUUGAUGAACCAACACCAGAUUAUGAUGAUGAUGAAAUUAUUAUUCAAAAGAUUCAUAACGAUAGUAAUGAUGAAAUAGGUGAAGAACCAAUAGCAGAUUAUGAUGAUUCAACAUUAACUCCUGAUUAUCAUGAAAAACCAAUUACACCACCAAUUAUGUAUGAUCUUGGUGUUUCAUCAUCGAUUGAAGUUCCACAAACAUCGAUAACUCCAAAUAGUGAAACAUAUACACAACCAGAUUCAUCUUUUCCACCGACUCCACCACCUUUACCAAAUACAAUAAUUGAAUCAAAGAAUAUUACUGUUCGUUGUCGUACUAUUGCUGAUAAAAUAACGACAGAUCACAAACUUAUUCUAAAAGAUGAAACAGAAACAAAAACUAAUGUCAUCAAUGAAAAGCAAACAGUUCCUGACAUUCAAGAAGAUUCUUCGAAAAAAUCUCAUCAUAAUCAAUCAAAUGUAACAAAACCAUGUUAUUUACAUCUUUCACAAGAGCUUUUACAAAAGACAACUUUACGUAAAGUUUCUCAUCCAGUUUCUCGUUCUUAUUCAACGUAUGGUUCAAUGUCACAUUUAAAUGAACAUGAUACUGAAUCUACAACAUUACGUGGAAAAUUAGCAGGUUUUGAUGAACAAGCUCUCGAUGGUUUAUCAUCAUCAGCAACAACAUCAAUUAUCAUGGAAAAUGAAUAUGAACAUCGAUCAUCAUCAAAAAUUUAUAAUGAUUAUAAACGACGAGCAUCAUCAAUAAAUAUUUCAAGAAAUAAUACAUUAAAUAGUGCACAUAGUCAUUCUUCGUUAAUACAUCCAAUGCAUACACAUAUCGGUUUACGUUCAUCAACAUCAUCAUCAUCAACAAUUGAUAAACCAUCUGAAUUAACUUUAUCAAAUAAACAAAUGAAUGUAUGUGUUAUUAAUCAACUUAAUGAACAUUUAUCAACACGUUUUCGUAAACAACAACAAGAAAUAUGUUCAAGAAAAACUACUAAUACUAUUCAAGAAGAUACAGACGAUCAUCAUACGUAUACUCAGUCACUUGAUGAUAUUACAAAUACUACUCAAGUUAAUCUAUAUGAUGAACCCAAUCAUAAUGAAAUGAUAAAAACAACACCAGUUAAAUGUCCUGAAAUAUCAAUAUCUUCUAUCCCUCCACCUCCUCCACCAUUACCUGUUGGUGGUUUUCGAUCAAUUUUACCUCAGAUAAAUCGUCCAUCAAGUUCUCAACGAACAUCAAUUAUGACAUUAGCACGUGAAUCAAAUGGUUUAGAACUUAUUUCAAGUAAUGGUACAUCAACGACAUCAAGUAAAUUAUCUGAUACACAAAUUCUUCGAGAAUUACGUACAAAUCCAUUAUUUACAAAAGCUAAACAAUAUCUUGAAAUUGAACCUGGUUCAAAUGGUCGACGAUCAGGACGUCGUUUAAAUGAAUCCAUGUCUUAUUUAAGACUAGAUAAAUGUUCAAAAGGUACAACAUCGAUUCCUUCAAAUGAUAAUAAUAAUAAUUCAACUAUGGAAAGAUUUCUAAUGCGUCCAAAUGAAUUAAAUACUGUUAUUAAUAAUAAUACACCUAAACGAACGAAUUCAAGAACAUAUACAAAAUCAUUAUUAGAAACACAACGUCGACAAUCUGAACUUGAACUUAUUUUUCAAAAACGUGCACAACGAAGUGAACAAAAUUUGACAUAA